Molecule: messenger RNA, 4571 nt
Organism: Coccidioides immitis RS
Lineage: Eukaryota; Fungi; Ascomycota; Eurotiomycetes; Onygenales; Onygenaceae
Product: F-box domain-containing protein
Exons: 2
Coding region: 1952-4171 (739 amino acids)
Biological process (GO): SCF-dependent proteasomal ubiquitin-dependent protein catabolic process
Cellular component (GO): SCF ubiquitin ligase complex
Molecular function (GO): protein binding
Source: RefSeq, a predicted model, not a curated record
UAGAAGCAGCAUUAUAUAGAAUUAUUGAUUUCAUUAUAUAUCUUGAAUCUAAUCUCCAGCAUCCAACUUGGCUCAUGGAUGGAGAAGCACUGACCAUCUUCUGGCUUUGCUAUCCAUGUGAACAUCUCUGGGUUUUGCUUACCCAUAAUCUUCGCGGUCAAGGAUGUCGAUUAGGGGGCUCACAUGUAGAAGUCAGACUGCACCAUCACUUGGCACCCGAAGGCACACUGGGGGUCACAAGAACAUGGGCCCGAAGCCAGUCCAGUCUAGCAGCCCAACUACCCACAGCAAUCUUGGGAAGGGAGGGGGGGAAAAGAAAAGUUGGAAAUAAAUGUCUCAAACGGCGAGUUUUUUUUUGGCCGGAAAUGCAUCCAAACCUCAAGUUCUAGUAAGUUGAGGACGUCAUGACAUGUACGCAUAUAUGUUUACAUCUUCUGCGGACAGUUCUCUGCACCACCUUCGCUGGCGAGUCCGGGUAUUGAUCCGGUUUCCAUUUGCCUUCUGUAGUCUUCUUCUGCUUCUUUAUUAUUUUUAAUUCCUUCAAGUGUGCAACGUGGCAACCACGGCCACUCUCUUCUUACAGGUCCAGAGUCUGGAAACUCCGUUUCAGAGGAGGGUGAGUUCGCCACCACCUUUGGCCGGUGUCGGAAAGGAGCGGGUAGGAAGUAUGAAAGUACGCGUCCGUUAGACUUUGAUAGUUCGAAGCCGACAAAAAGCAAUAUGCAUACACCAGAGAAUAGUAAGAAGGGAAAGUGAAAAAGAAGCAGCGCUGUUUUGUAUGAUGAUGGUGCUGGUCACCAGAUGCAGUGUCUUGCUCGCUUGUUGCGGGUUGAAACAGUUUCUUCUCGUCUGCAAGCCGGCCAGAGGGGCGCUAGGCCUAAUCAAGCCAGGCGGGGACUGUGGGUCCGGGUUGGUCUUAUCGCUGAGUCAGCCGGCCGAUAAGGAGGCCGAAAGAGGGGAAAAGCCACAGGUACCUGCUGGUGACCUCAUCGCGCGCGGUGUGUUUGAUACUGGAAGCCCAAGCAAACGGCCCCGUGCGCUGAGACUGUCCACUGUUAAAACGGGAGAAACAGCCUGGCUAGACUCAGUCAACACGGCCCGAGCCCAGGAAAUAGCUGCAGGAAGAGGUUAUUCCUGGAAGUAAGACAAUCCGGGCCAAAACUAUCCGCAGGACAAACAUCCCGGGCUGAAGCACAGCACGGUGGAUAACGCGGCUCAGAGGUACCAGGGAAGUACUCGUCCCGGACCGGACAUUGCUGGUUCGUCACCUUUUUCCGGCGCACAACUCCAGCUGCUCCUCCCACCGCUCGCCAGGACGUCUCUUGACUCCCUCUCUCUCUCCCACCGCUCCAGCAACCCAGGGCGAUGAGGAACUUGACGCCCACAUGACUGGCAUCGACGCAAGACGACAGUCAGUUUAACAAUUCCUCGUCCUCGAUCACUCGACCCUUUUGGUGCUGCUUCUCUCUCCCCAGGUGGCCACCUGAUGUGAGGAUGAGCGAGACGACGAUCGUACAAUCCACCACUCUUCUUCAAUGACAUCCUAUUGACCCUUUCCACUUCGAUUCUAAAGAUCUGUGAUCGCUUUUUUUUUUUUUCUUUUUUUUUUUUUUUCUUCCCCUUCCCUUUUGCGCCUUUCACCCGACUGACCUUCUCGUCUUGUGGAUGUGUACAUACAUACUGGCCUGAAUCCGGUCUCGGUUUUCGCUCUGCACAUUCGCUUCGCUUUGUCUGGGAUAUGGACAGCUGAUUGAUUCAUCGACUUCUCCCAUCUUGGCCGUUUCCUCUUAACACGUUCCCAGUUAUCAUCCACUGUCGUUUCCCUAGCCUCGUAAACUUCCGCAACGCAAACCCGUCGCUGGUCGAUGACAGCACCCCCAGCGCGAUAGUUAACUAGCCUUCAGCAGGGUAUCGAAGCCGUACUCAUUACCCUUGCCGAGAAGAAUCCACAAUGGCUUCAAUCCCACACGAUGAAAUCCUAACUACCUCAGCGGCGCUUCCGGCUGCAGAGUCCGGGGCUGCCAGGCCGGAUAGCCCUCCCAAACUGAAAGGUCGCCGAAGAUUGUUGAAUCGCCUUCAGCGUAUGACAUCAAGCCCUUCUCUCGAACAAACUGGCAGAAGCCGUUCUUCUUCCACCGGUGUCCGCCGACUUGGCAAAGGAUCGAUGUCAUGCAUCUCGCUUUCAUCGACCCUGUCACAUGGGCAGUGUUGGGAGAGCUCCAGCUCUUCCCAAUUCUACGGGAAGUUCUCCGGUAAGCCGCAUGGUGAUGAUACUGGCCCUAUUCGGGUUGUGGAGACGGAACUUAUUUCUGCAAAUGGUUCCCAGCAGACCACCAUCCCGCUACCCGCUGAGAUGCGGCCUUGCUCUAGAGGAUCGCUACUUAGGUCUGCGGUGGCUGUACUUGAGGAUGGUGAAAAUACCCCCGACACCAAGGGCGAGAAAUUACUCAAAAUGCAGAACAAGAAUUACUGGGAUUACUUACCCGUGGAAAUACAACUGCGAAUCCUUAGCUGGCUUAUGCCUAAAGAAUUGGGUAAAGUAGCCUGUGUGUCGAGAUCAUGGCGUCAGCUUUGUUUUGAUGGUCAGUUAUGGGCGAAAUUUGAUACCUCCACGUACUACAGUGAUAUUCCACGGGAUGCAUUGGUGAGACUGAUAUUUUCCGCCGGACCUUUCAUAAAACAUCUCAAUCUCCGAGGAUGCAUUCAAAUGGCGGAAGCCUGGUUUCAAUGUGGAGAGCAAAUAGCCGAUGCUUGUCGGAACUUGGUCAGCGUUAAUUUGGAAGGUACCCAUAUCGACAAGCCAACCAUCACCUACUUUCUCGUUCGAAAUCCUAAGCUGGUCCGUAUUAGCAUGACUGGACUUGCAACGGUGACAAAUUCCGAGAUGAACGUCAUCUCCAAGAGCUGUCCACUCUUGGAGUAUCUCGACAUAUCGUGGUGCCGCAAUCUCAUCAAUGCGAACGGAUUGAGGCGCGUUGUCAGGGCCUGUCAUCGACUAAAAGAGCUACGCAUUGAUGAAUUUCGAGCCGUUGAUGACGAGGAGUUUAUGUUGGAGCUAUUUCAGACAAAUACCCUAGAAACACUCGUCAUGUCUCACUGCUCCUCCCUUACCGACAGCGCUCUAAAAGCCCUUUUGCACGGUAAAAACCCAGAGAUAGACAUCCUAACAGGCAGGCCUAUUGCUCCACCUCGAAAAUUGAAACAUCUGAAUUUAUCUCACUGUCAAGGAGUGAGUGAUUUCGGAAUCGGACAUCUCGCAGGCUUUGUUCCUGAGCUAGAAAGCUUGCAGCUAUCAUUCUGUCCUGCUCUGGGGAAUGAUUCCAUCAUAAACCUCAUCGGUACAACGCCGAAUUUAACACGAUUGGACCUUGAAGAGCUGGAAGAACUCACCAAUAAUGUCCUGCUUGCGUUAUCGAAAGCCCCCUGCGCCGCCAGGCUCGAACAUCUCAACAUUAGCUAUUGUGAAAAACUUGGCGACACAGGAAUGAUGCAAAUCGUGAAAAAUUGUCCAAAUUUAAAAUCUCUGGAUCUCGAUAAUACGCGAGUUUCUGAUCUGACACUGAUAGAGCUUUGCUCUCAGAUGCGCAAACGAGGUUUUGGCAUGCAGCCACCCAGAUGCGGAUUAAGGGUGGCCGUAUUCGACUGCGGUAACGUUACUUGGGCAGGGAUCAGAGAAAUUCUCUCCAACAAUACGUUCGUGCCGCGAUAUGCGGAAGCCGCGGUCCUGGCCUCCAGAGCAGAAGAAGAAGAAGAAUCUGGAUCCGGAUCGUCGUCGCCAUCGUCGUCCACGACCUCUGUGACUAUUCUCCCUUCGCCACCUCCAGAGACAACGCAGUGCAAAGCGGAUUUAUAUCCCAAUGAAAUUAUUCAGCUAAAGUGUUUCUAUGGCUGGCAAACGACGGUAGACAUCCAUACGAAACGCGUGUUGAACGGCAACCUCGGGGCAGCAAUGAGACUUGAGCGCAGGUGGACCGAUUGCAUGAUGACCAACGAAGAAGCUGAGGCCGGCGGGAUUGGUGCCAGACGAAGGCGACGGAGAGCGAGAAAUGCUGAAAUGAUGUACAACCUGGAUGACGACGAUGACGCUGAUUACGGGUAUGGACCUGGCGGGCUAGUUUCGCUCGGCAAUCGCAGAAGACGGGCACGGAGUGGAGGCUGUGUUGUCAUGUAAAAUACGAUCGGAGUAUGGCUGGAACGAUUGAUUCGAGAGGCAGUGGAGAUGGCCCUAUAGAGCAUGUCCAUUUUGAUCGCCCGUCAGGGUCUUCACACACCAGCCUUUCUCGAAAUGCUGGAGUUGAUAUAUGCAGGGUUUCUAACUAAAACAUUUUGUCUCGACAGCUGGAGUAUACAUAGAAAGCUAGGAAAUAUGAGGGAACGGGAUCGGGUCCGCUUGGCGUCGAUUAGUUAAAGGGGGUAGUAUACUCCGUACGGAGCAGAAGAACUGGCGUUUCUUAAAAGGUUCGUUGAACAGGCAUACGCUUCUUUGAAUAUUUAUGCAUGCUUUUUCUGCUAUGAAGCUGGAUGGUUGUAUCUCAAAACAUUUUCAAUAACUACGUAUCCUUCUUUUUCUU